Sarcophilus harrisii (Tasmanian devil) is the source of this 1843-nucleotide messenger RNA. RefSeq names its product SEC13 homolog, nuclear pore and COPII coat complex component (gene SEC13). The transcript has 9 exons. Gene Ontology annotation, cellular component: nuclear pore outer ring; COPII vesicle coat. Bases 454 to 1419 code for a protein of 321 amino acids. The record is from RefSeq and is a predicted model, not a curated record. Gene Ontology annotation, biological process: COPII-coated vesicle budding; protein import into nucleus; positive regulation of TOR signaling. Gene Ontology annotation, molecular function: protein binding; structural molecule activity. Lineage: Eukaryota; Metazoa; Chordata; Mammalia; Dasyuromorphia; Dasyuridae.
CAGCCCUGACGCAGUGACGUCAUGCGGGUCUCCGGAAGCCGAGGGAGGCGAGCCUCCCGCCCGGGAUGAGCCCGUGACCGCUGAGGUUCCCUCCUCCUGGCUAAUGCCGCGAGUCCGUGACCUCGGGGUUCCUUCCGGGGUCUAAGGUCUUCUUUUCUAGCUCUACUAUCGCUAAGGAGAGAGACGGAAGCAAAGCACGACUCCGACCCAGCUCGCGAUCAAAGUGUCUGCGCCUGCGCAGCGAAAGGGUCUCCUACUUAAGAUUCCCGGAAUCGUUGUGCGACGCCUCCGUUUCCCUUCCGGAAGUCUCUCCAGGUCGGACAAGCCCGGAUCCGUCUCCCGGGCACUCUGACAGCGGCACCGGAAGUGACCCGUCCAGGGCGCCGUCGCCGCCGCCGCCGGGAGGAGCUGCCACGUCCGAGCCCGGGAACCGCCGCCGCCGCCGCCGCCGCCAUGGUGUCAGUCAUUAACACGGUGGAUACCUCCCAUGAGGACAUGAUUCAUGAUGCCCAGAUGGACUAUUAUGGCACCCGCUUGGCCACCUGCUCAUCAGAUAGAUCUGUCAAAAUCUUUGAUGUACGGAAUGGGGGUCAGAUUCUCAUUGCUGACCUGAGAGGUCACGAAGGCCCCGUGUGGCAAGUGGCCUGGGCUCAUCCUAUGUAUGGAAACAUCUUAGCCUCCUGCUCCUAUGACCGGAAAGUCAUCAUCUGGAAAGAAGAAAAUGGCACAUGGGAGAAAACAUACGAAUACACAGGACACGACUCUUCAGUGAACUCUGUGUGCUGGGCCCCCCACGACUACGGGCUCCUCCUGGCCUGCGGCAGCUCCGACGGAGCCAUUUCCCUGCUGAGCUACAGCGGCGAGGGACAGUGGGAAGUGAAGAAGAUCAACAACGCCCACACCAUUGGCUGCAAUGCCGUGAGCUGGGCUCCUGCUGUCAUACCUGGGAGUCUGGUAGACCAGCCGUCUGGGCAGAAGCCAAACUACAUCAAGAAGUUUGCCUCGGGAGGCUGUGACAACCUGGUCAAACUAUGGAAGGAGGAGGAGGAUGGUCAGUGGAAGGAGGAUCAGAAGCUGGAAGCUCACAGCGACUGGGUCCGAGAUGUAGCCUGGGCCCCCUCCAUUGGCCUGCCGACGAGCACCAUCGCCAGCUGCUCCCAGGAUGGUCGUGUGUUCAUCUGGACCUGCGAUGAUGCCUCUGGAAAUACGUGGUCUCCCAGAUUACUGCACAAGUUCAAUGACGUUGUGUGGCACGUGAGCUGGUCGAUCACAGCCAACAUCCUGGCUGUUUCAGGAGGAGACAACAAAGUUACUCUGUGGAAGGAAUCGGUUGAUGGACAGUGGAUGUGUAUCAGUGAUGUCAACAAAGGCCAAGGUUCGGUGUCUUCCAUCACAGAGGGCCAGCAAAAUGAGCAGUGACCGAGGCGGUGCCGGCAGCGCAGACAGCAAGGAAUCAGCCAGCCGUGGCGCCGGAAGGCAGCUAUCCACAGCCAUGACCUCUGGAUCUGCUACAUCACGGGUCAGCUGAUGCACAGGCUCCCCCAAACUGGGAAAGGAAAUGAGAUGAUUCUAAAUUCAAUAAGAUCACGUGUUUCUACAAAUAGAUACAACCACAGUAUUGAUCAUUUGCCUUAAAAUGAUUUGAUAUGGUCUCUAAGUUGACUUGACUGGUUCAGAGAGCUUAUUGUUUAAGAGAAAUUAUUACGAAUGGUCUUCAAAGUAGUUCAUUUAAAAAAAUUUUUUUAUCAGCUACUUUUGUGUACCCCUAGAAUUUGGGGUUUGUGUUGGGAGGUGGGGUUGUUUUCAAAAUAACUAAAUAAAGUCAAUAAUUCCCUUUUUUUGA